Messenger RNA from Nipponia nippon (crested ibis), 1799 nucleotides. NCBI's taxonomy places the organism in Eukaryota, Metazoa, Chordata, Aves, Pelecaniformes, Threskiornithidae. The record is from RefSeq and is a predicted model, not a curated record.
CAUUUCUACUGUGAUACCUGUUCUGUCCCCAUAUGUCGUGAAUGUACCAUGGGACGACAUGUGGGUCACAGCUUUAUCUACCUCCAAGAUGCCCUCCAGGACUCCAGGACUCUCACCAUUCAGCUGCUGGCAGAUGCUCAGCAAGGACGACAGGCUAUUCAACUGAGUAUUGAACAGGCCCAGGCUGUGGCAGAGCAGGUUGAGAUGAAAGCGAAGGUGGUACAGUCUGAAGUCAAAGCAGUGACUACGAGACAUAAGAAGGCCUUGACUUGCAUUUGUUGUGCUUUUCUGUCCCCCCCCAAGGUGGAAAAGAUUCGUCAAGUCAAGGCUAAGUCACUGUACUUGCAAGUUGAAAAGUUACGUCAGAACCUAAACAAGCUGGACAACACCAUUAGUGCUGUUCCAGAGGAGGGUCGUACCAUGGAUAUUCUUCUGGCUCGGGACCGCAUGCUGGCUCAGGUGCAGGAGCUGAAGAAUGUGAGAGGCCUUCUCCAGCCACAGGAAGAUGACAGGAUCAUGUUCACUCCCCCUGACCAGGCAUUGUAUAUGGCCAUUAAAUCAAUGGGCUUUGUCAGCAGUGGGGCUUUUGCUCCUUUGACCAAAGCCACUGGGGAAGGCCUCAAGCGUGCACUGCAGGGCAAAGUGGCCUCUUUCACAGUGAUAGGCUAUGACCAUGAUGGUGAGCCUCGCCUUUCAGGAGGUGACAUGAUCUCUGCUGUGGUGAUGGGCCCGGAUGGAAACCUUUUCGGGGCAGACGUCAGUGAUCAGCAGAAUGGGACCUACCUGGUCAGCUACCGUCCACAGCUAGAGGGAGAGCACCUGGUAUCCGUGAUGAUGUGCAACCAACACAUUGAGAACAGCCCCUUCAAGGUUGUGGUGAAAUCUGGGCGCAGCUACAUAGGCAUUGGGCUGCCGGGGCUCUCCUUCGGCAGUGAGGGAGACAGCGACGGCAAACUCUGCCGCCCCUGGGGGGUUAGCGUAGACAAAGAAGGCUACAUCAUUGUUGCUGACCGCAGUAAUAACCGCAUCCAGGUGUUCAAACCAUGCGGGACCUUCCAUCACAAGUUUGGCACGCUGGGCUCCCGGCCGGGCCAGUUCGAUCGCCCUGCCGGCGUGGCCUGUGACGUCUCACGCAGGAUCAUCGUGGCUGACAAGGACAAUCAUCGCAUCCAGAUCUUCACAUUUGAGGGGCAGUUCAUUCUGAAGUUUGGGGAGAAAGGAACAAAGAACGGGCAAUUCAAUUACCCAUGGGAUGUGGCCGUCAACGCAGAGGGCAAGAUCCUGGUUUCUGACACAAGGAACCAUCGUGUUCAGCUGUUUGGGCCCGACGGCGUGUUUCUCAACAAGUAUGGCUUCGAAGGGGCACUCUGGAAGCACUUUGAUUCCCCCAGAGGUGUGACUUUCAAUCACGAGGGCCACUUGGUAGUGACAGACUUCAACAACCAUCGCCUUCUGGUCAUCCAUCCAGAUUGCCAGUCAGCACGCUUUCUGGGCUCGGAGGGCACCGGGAACGGCCAGUUCCUGCGCCCGCAGGGAGUGGCGGUGGAUCAAGAGGGGCGCAUCAUCGUGGCCGAUUCCAGGAACCACCGGGUGCAGAUAUUUGAGUCAAAUGGUAGCUUUUUAUGCAAGUUCGGCACUCAGGGAAGCGGCUUUGGUCAGAUGGACCGUCCUUCAGGUAUAGCCGUCACCCCUGAUGGCAUGAUUGUUGUGGUCGACUUUGGAAACAAUCGAAUUCUCGUCUUCUAAUCUGUGUUUGAAUUGGGAAGAAACUGUCUCAGGGAAAUUCUUCUAGGAGAAAA